Molecule: messenger RNA, 1950 nt
Organism: Cuscuta campestris
Lineage: Eukaryota; Viridiplantae; Streptophyta; Magnoliopsida; Solanales; Convolvulaceae
Source: the annotation of a GenBank genome assembly
GGUACACAUAGGGUCUCACUAUAUAAUAAUUUCACCAUGCAUAUAAUGCGCCUUGAAUUUUGUUCAUUUGGCUCCAAAGAAUUGGGAGACCAAGUCUUUCCUUAGUCGUUAUUACUCUUUGUUUGGGUGAAUUUUUUAAAAUUUGACUUAUAAACCUCUUUCAUUCACAAUUGUAAUUUUUAUUUUGAAAGUCUCUGUCUUUCUCCAUCUCUCUUUCCCUAUUGUUUUUAUACCUUUCAUUCAAUCUAUAUAGAUUUUUUGUUAGUUUGGUUUGGGUGGUGCGAGGGAGGAGGGACAGAUAGAAAUGGAUGCCCUAGAGGAGGUGGUCGUCGGAGGUCCAAAUGAUCUCUCCCUCCCCAUUGCCAACAAGGGCAAAAGAACCAAGCGCUCCAAGCCCCAUUCUCCUAUCAUCUCUUUCACCAUGGUAACUCCAUCACCCCAUUCCUCCUCCGCCGCCGGAGACGAUGACAACACCGCCUCCGGGGCUUCUGCCUCCGGAGGUGGCUUUGCAUUAAUCCUCCACGACACGCCGCCCACCGCAGAGGACGAAGACAUGGCUCGUUGCCUCAUGCUCUUGUCCCGAGGCGGGACUCCUUCGUACAAGGAGGAAGACAUUGGCGCUUAUAACAACAACAACAACAACAAUUAUGUCGGCAGCAAGUUCUGCAGCAAAAAGUACGUAGAGACGAGCGCCGUGGGAGGGGGCGCGAAAGUCGGGAUGUACGUCUACGAAUGCAAGACGUGCGGGCGCACGUUCCCGACGUUUCAAGCGUUGGGGGGGCACCGCACGAGCCACACGAAGGAGAAGCCCGUGUUGGCAAUCGAGGCGGCAAAGAGGCCGGUGGCUCUGGCAUUCUACGACGGCGGGGACGAGGACUACGACCCGUCCCCGCCCAACAAGACUGCCAGAGCCUGUUUCUCCCCCCUCCAUCUCAACGAUUUCGCCAAAUCCUCUCCGAGGAUUCACGAGUGCUCCUAUUGCGGCGCGGAAUUCACCUCCGGCCAGGCGCUCGGCGGCCACAUGCGGCGCCACCGCGGUGCCGCCACCGCCGCCACGGUCGCCUCUUGCAGCUUUGAGAAAAGGGUGUUUCAAAAGGAUAAUCAUGGAGACUCUUUGAAUUUAGAUCUCAACCUUGCACCUGCCGGAGAGUUGGAUGUUGGAAGAAACUGGAUAGAGCUGAAAGAAACUCGAAUGAGUUAGAAAAAGUUGAAAGAAUUAGAGUCUUAAAAAAUUAUUUAAUUAAAUGAUCACCCAAACAAAUAUGUAAGAAAAUAAUUUUGGAUACAAAAAAAGAAUUCAUCUUCAUCCGUGUUUGAGGUGGUAUGUAAGAAAUUUGGAUAUAUAAUGUUAUUGCAUAAUCAUACAUAUAAAUACUUUUUUAAAUCAUUGUUGUAAGAAAUUUGAAAGAGUUAAAAGAAUUGGAAAUUGGAAGAAACGGAGUAAUUGGAAAUUAGUUUUUCCAACUCAAAAAAAGGGUUUCUUCUCUUUGAUGAUUUUUCUUCUCUACGCAUGUGCAUCUCUGUGUUGUUGCAUCCUCCUCAUCUCUUCUUCACAUAAGAAUUGUUUGGGUGCCCUAGAUGGUACUUACAUUGAAGUGCAUGUGCCGGUUAAGGAUAAACCAAGGUUGGGAAGGUUUUGCACAUGAUGUAUGCGUCCUUCGAGAUGCACUUUCUAUGCUAAAUGCUUUAAAAGUAUCCUAAGGUAAUCAUGGAAAGGAUGAAUCUAGAAUCCAUUCUGGAGGGAAGCAUGACGGAGGAGAUGUUUGGAUGUGAGAACUCAAAUGGUUUAUUAAUACGAUGCAUUUUUAAUAUGAAUGAUUUUCUAAUAAUAAUAUCAUAGUGGUGUUUGAUUAAAUAACAACUUAGCUUCCACACUAUUUGUAUAAACUUCGGUAAGUAUUCAAAUAGUUCUAAAAUGUUUGGGUUUUGAAUUAAAUGUUUUUAAUUUUU